Nothoprocta perdicaria is the source of this 2852-nucleotide messenger RNA. It is a transcript of the gene KCNK1, whose product is annotated as potassium two pore domain channel subfamily K member 1. The transcript has 3 exons. Gene Ontology annotation, molecular function: potassium ion leak channel activity. The coding region runs from base 67 to 1077 and encodes 336 amino acids. Gene Ontology annotation, biological process: stabilization of membrane potential; potassium ion transmembrane transport. Gene Ontology annotation, cellular component: membrane. The record is from RefSeq and is a predicted model, not a curated record. NCBI's taxonomy places the organism in Eukaryota, Metazoa, Chordata, Aves, Tinamiformes, Tinamidae.
GCGGCCCGGCCCGGCGCGGGGAAGGCAGCCGGCCGCGGGGCGCCGCGCCGGCCUUGGCUGGGGAAGAUGCUGCAGUCGCUGGCGGGCAGCUCCUGCGUGCGGCUGGUGGAGCAGCACCGCUCCGCCUGGUGCUUCGGGCUGCUGGUGCUCGGCUACCUGCUCUACCUGGUCUUCGGCGCCGUGGUGUUCUCCUCGGUGGAGCUGCCCUACGAGGACCUGCUGCGGCAGGAGCUGGGCAAGCUGAAGCAGCGCUUCCUGGAGGAGCACGCGUGCCUCUCGGAGCAGCAGCUCGAGCAGUUCCUGCUGCGGGUGCUGGAGGCCAGCAACUACGGCGUGUCGGUGCUCAGCAACGCCUCGGGCAACUGGAACUGGGACUUCACCUCCUCGCUCUUCUUCGCCAGCACCGUGCUCUCCACCACGGGCUAUGGCCACACAGUGCCUUUAUCUGACGGAGGGAAGGCCUUCUGCAUCAUCUACUCGGUCAUCGGGAUUCCCUUCACGCUGCUCUUCCUGACGGCGGUGGUGCAGCGCAUCAUCGUGUACGUGACCAGGCGGCCUGUGCUCUAUUUCCACGUGCGCUGGGGCUUCUCCAAGCAGGUUGUUGCCAUUAUCCACGCUGUGAUCCUUGGCUUCAUCACUGUCUCCUGCUUUUUCUUUAUCCCAGCAGCAAUAUUUUCUGUUCUAGAAGAUGACUGGAAUUUUUUGGAAUCUUUUUAUUUUUGUUUCAUUUCCCUGAGCACCAUUGGCCUUGGAGACUAUGUGCCAGGAGAGGGCUACAAUCAGAAGUUCCGGGAGCUGUAUAAAAUUGGAAUUACAUGUUACCUGUUGCUGGGGCUUAUCGCAAUGUUAGUGGUUCUCGAGACUUUCUGUGAACUCCACGAGCUCAAAAAGUUUAGGAAAUUGUUUUAUGUGAAGAAGGACAAGGAGGAGGACCAAGUGCACAUAAUGGAACACGACCAGCUCUCCUUCUCUUCCAUCUCAGACCAGGCAACCUCCAUGAAGGAGGAUCAGAAGGCGAACGAGCCUUUUGUGACUUCUCAGUCCCCAACCUCCAAUGACAGCUCAAUAAACAAUUAAUACAGGGGCAUCUAAUCUAUUGUUUUGGUGCAUUUAUGCUACUUACCAUAAGAAAUAGAACGCCUCUUCUUUUACACAAAUAUAAAAGCUGGAAGACUGUGCUGCUUUAACCAGGAUUCAUCACUUCCGACAUAGGAAAGACUUUUAGGAAAGCUGUGGGAGCCACCCUGGGAGAAUAGGGAGAAGCAGUAGGAUGUGGCUGGGAACUUAGGCCAUUUUGCUUGAGGAGUGAGGAGUUGGUUGUACUGCUUUCAAAGGUGCCACAGAGAAGGGCUUGCACAAGCAACCUCAUACAAUGUAUUUAGGAGAGCAGGAUUUCACUGAUAUUUAUUUGGUUGUAUGCCGUAUCUUGGAACUGGCUGAAAUUGAGAGAGAUGUUGCUUGUCUCYGAAGUAAUCGCACAUUUAAUCCAAAUACAACAGCUAUCCUCAUCUGGCAAACAUGUCCAGAGCAGUAUCUACCACUCUGCUGGAGGGAAGUAUCAUCUAGAUGAUCCCUCUGUUGCCCAGUGACAUCUAAGUGCAAACAGUGCAAAUUGAAAAGCAAGGCCCAGUUUCUUCCUCUGCUCAGGGCAUUUACAUUCCAAUAUUCUGCUUCCUUCCCCUGAUCACCAGAAUAAAGCUGACCUGAACAGAGUUUGCCCCARGUCUUCUUCCUGAUGCUCUUCUGCUUUGGGUGAAACGCUUCCAUAAACUCAGGUGUAGUAAGACUGGCUUGAGACAGGGUUUUAGGGAAGGGAGACGGCUGCAUUUCAGUCCUCUCCUCUGAAAAGAUAGGAAUAUUUUAUUUAAAUAAGUGGAGCAAUUUGAGCAAGAGAACUGAAAUUCAGUGCAUGCCGUAUUCAGCAUAGUCACCUGCUUAAGGCGUUCUACUGUGAGAGGGAUGAAAUCUGUUCAGCAGAGGAAGGACUCAGCCCAAUUUCUUCCACAAUCCAACCCACUGUGUGCUCUCUACUGAGCUCUUAGGUAAAUGGAGAAACAGAAAUCCUGUCAACUUCAUGAACGUAGGUAGCCCUUUGACUUCUUUUGCUUUUCGGACAAGUACUCAGUGCGCCUUGUUUGGAGGAGAAUAGAAUCUUUUGGGCAAAACAAACAAUUUUUCAAUUUUUCAUAUGGCAAGAAAAAAGGAAAAAUGUCACAUUUGGUUCAGAUGGAACCGAUUUUUUUUCCCCUUGGGAAAAGUCACUAAAAAGCCAAGACCCCACUCAACUUCUGGAGAUGGAUUCUCUUUGGCUGUAAUAGAGAGGCAUUUUAGUCCAGGUACCAGUCACUGUGCUGAACGCAGGGAUAUCAGACUGAAUUUCAGCGAGCAGGAGGUGAGACUAAGGAGUCAUAGUACUCGCUUCUGGCCUUAAGAAUUUACAAAAUGGGUAUUUUGCUAAUUGCUUUGUGAUGGGCGAAGGAUCUGGAGCACAAAUAGCCAUAUUAGGGCAGCCUCCCACAUAGGACUAGUGCAGAGGAGAGCCUUUUUCCUGCAGUGCGAGCAUGCCAGAUUGCCUGUAGUUUGGCUUUUAGUGUUUAGAGCUGAUCAUUGAUAUUCUAGAGUAAAAGCAAAGCAAAGAAUUGCAACGUAUCUAGAUUUAGCUCACAUGGAAAAAUACUUGAAAAUKAAUUACCCAAAAUACUGUAUUUGAGCUUAAUUAUAGCUAGCAUUGAACAGACUUUAUAUCUUUACACAAAAAAUACUUAAGGAUUAAAUCAGCUGAAAGUCUUCAAUUAAAAUUUAUAUUUGUAAGAACCAGAGCUAAAGGUUUUGGUUAUUUUGGAUGAUUUAGA